This is a messenger RNA of Symbiodinium sp. CCMP2456, 1467 nucleotides long. The record is from the annotation of a GenBank genome assembly. Lineage: Eukaryota; Dinophyceae; Suessiales; Symbiodiniaceae.
AUGGGAGUGGCUGGCCACCAGCUGCACGCUUUGGUUGCAGAAGCAACCGGGAAAGGCCUCGGACAACAAGGAUCCAGCGGCCGCUUCAGUUGCAUUUUCUACGGCUGGGUCAUCGUGGCCGUGUGCAUCUUAUGCAAGAUCUUCAAAGUGCAGGGCCAAAACAAUGUGAUGUCGUACACGGUCCCGCACUUGCUUCAGGAUUUCGACUUGUCCCACGCCGAGCUGGGUGGAUUUUUCUCAAUCGCUACCAUCUUGGCGGGCCUGGUUCAACCUUUGUUGGGGCAUGCUGUUGACCGAUUCGGAGCACGAGUGUGCAUCCCCAUGAUGCAGGUGACCCUUUGUGGUGCUCUCUUUGGUUUCGCAGCUUGGACAUCCCCACCAUCAAGGUUUAUGCUGUAUUCCGAGGUCGUGCUGAUCUUCUUUUUCUUGCGGACGCUCUCUCUUGGCGCGGCAGAGACUUUUCCAAACACAUGCGUGCAGCAAUGGUUUCAGCGGCGCCGUGGCCGAGCCGUGGGUGUUGUGUUCACCUUUCAGUGGCUGGGGAAUGCCGUCAUCGGGAAAUGUGUCUCGGGAAUUGUCGCCAGCCACAGUUGGCAAAAAGCUGCUCUUGCGGGCUCCGCGGCAAAUCUUCUGCUAGCCCCUGUAUCAGCAGCUCUGCUGCGGCGAAGUCCCGAGGCCUGUGGCCUGCAGCCAGACGGCUGGACGGCCGUAGCUGCAGACGAGGAGAUGGAGGCAGUUGGCAUAAACGGUGCCGAUGAGGCACCCCCGCUCGGCACACGAAAGAUUCGAGACUUAUGGCCUCAGUUUGCAUUCACAUUUUUCUAUGCCGUGAUGUUUGGUGGCAGCGACUUCUACAUGGUGGAGAUGGUCGCCGAGGCCUGGCCAGAAGAUAUUGAUGUGGCCUUGUUCAUCUUCGGCCCCAUGGCCUUGACUGCAGCCGUCUCCACUCCACUUGUUGGCGAGCUCAUGGAUGCUUGGAGCAAAGCCCAUCGACGUCUGCCUAUAGUGCUGCUGGCCGCAGCUGGAUUUGUAACGGCUGUUGCUACUUUCUGGCUGACGUGCAUCCGGAGCAGGACAUCAGCUGUUCUGUAUGGUGUAAUUCGUGGUACAACCACAGGUAUGUUCCAGAGCCUUCUCAGUGCCGGGCUUGCAUUCACUGCUCUCGGAGUGCGGCGGGAGGAGAUUGGCCGUGUGCUUGGGUACAACCAGUUGUGUACGUUGGUCGGCACUGGAGUCGGUCCUUUCUGGUAUGGCAGCUUUCGGGACGUCUUUGGUGCAUUUCGAUUCGGCCUUCUCUUGUCGGCGCUGCCCCCUUUGAUGCUCGGGAUCUUCUUUGCUUCGCAGGCAUGUGCAGACCAGCAACUUCCAUCGAAAGGGGACAGGAAGCCUCCAGAAGAGGCAACAUCACCAAAUUACCAGGAGAAUGUUGUGCUGGGAGCCAUCAUGGAAGAGGUUCGGGCUGGUUGA